AUGGAAAAUACAUUUGUGAUCAAUAGUGUUUCCAUAUUGUAUCAAAGCAAAAUCCAAUCAGAGAGACCAGACUCACCUGUACCCAGCUGUGUGUCCUUGAAGAGUGACCAGUCCAAGAGAGAACCUAUAGAAUUUAGACAGGGACCCUUCACUCCUAAAAAUGGGUAAGUAGUUUGGUUUCCUUCAGAUCUCUGAAACAUUUUAAUACCCUGUUAUUUCCUCGUCAUUGUUUUUUUGUGACUUUUUUGUAGCUUGAACAGAUGUCGAUAUUAUGCUUUUGACAGGGAGAGAUCCAACUCCCCUGUACCCAGCUGUGUGUCCAUGAAGAGUAACCAGUCCAAGAGAGAACCUAUAGAAUUCAGAGAAGGACCUUUUCAAUCUGACCAAAGGUAA
Messenger RNA from Coregonus sp. 'balchen', 393 nucleotides. The record is from the annotation of a GenBank genome assembly. Lineage: Eukaryota; Metazoa; Chordata; Actinopteri; Salmoniformes; Salmonidae.